This is a messenger RNA of Camellia sinensis, 509 nucleotides long. The record is from RefSeq and is a predicted model, not a curated record. Lineage: Eukaryota; Viridiplantae; Streptophyta; Magnoliopsida; Ericales; Theaceae.
UUAAAAAAAACAAUGUCGUCUUAUUCUUUUGAUGUUCCUCAUGUUACUUGUACUGAUUAUCAACUGAUUGAUAUUUCUGAAGAUGGUUUUGUGAGUCUUUUGACUGAGAAUGGUAACACCAAGGAUGACUUGAAGCUUCCCACCGAUGAAAGUCUGCUCAGUCAAAUUAAAGAUGGGUUUGCUGAAGGGAAAGACCUUAUUGUAUUAGUUAUGUGUGCUAUGGGGGAAGAACAGAUCAAUGCCCUCAAGGACAUUGGCCCAAAGAACUAAAAUUCUUGGGGUCUCUUGUAUAAUGUCUACGCACAUAUUAUUUAUAUAAAUGAUCUAAUAAUUGGAUUAAAACCACCCUAAAAUUCAGAGACUCUUUUCACUUAAUUCGUCUGUUACUCAUCAGAUAAUGCUUUGGAUUUACUAACACCCACGAAACUACAAUCGAUUGUCUAUCUGAUCCCUAGAUUUGCUUCUAUUCCAAGGUAAACAAAGCCUCUGAUUUUUGAAAUCCGAUUCAC